AUGGACAAAAUAUCAAAUGAUAUAUCAACUAGCGGCUCGAUUGCAUCAACAACAAUUCCAACUGAAAGGCGUGCUCUUAGUGAAGUAAUGCAUAGUACAAAACGUUCAGGUGGUAAUUAUGGUAGUUUGGCUAAAUCACAAUUACAACCUACAUAUUAUAUUUGUCAUAAAGUUGAAUCAAAUGAUACAAUGCAAAGACUUGCGUUAAAAUAUAGCAUUAAUAUUCAAGAGAUUAAAAGAGUUAAUAAAUUAUGGUCAGACGCUGAAUUAAAUUUACUUGAAAAUGUAUAUAUUCCUAUUAAUUUAUCUCAAUUGUCAACAUUACGAACUUUAUAUUCAACAUUAAAUGUUGUUCAAAAUCCAUCGCCAACAACUAACACUAUAAGAAGAUCAUUAACAAAUGCAACGACAAAUGAUGAAACUACAUCAUCUAUGCAAACAUCCGAUAGUUCAACUUCUAUUCCGACAACGACAAUGUCUUCCUAUGGAGAUUAUUUUUCAAAAAUUGAUCAACAAAUACGAACAUCAAAAAAGAAUCUACAAUCAUUUGAUGUUAAUAAACCAUAUUCAAAAUCUGUAUCAAAUGAAAUUUCUUCUUCAUCAAAUAUAUCCAAUGAUAAUAAUAAUGAUGAUUUAGAUUCUUCUCAAAAUGGUCGUACAAUUGUAUGGAGUAAUGGACGACAUAAAGGUAUUCAUCAUCUAUCAGACAAUAGUGUAUUUGUGAAUAUAGCAACAAACAAUUCACGCGAAAAACAUGUUUCAGCUGCACUUGAACGAAUUCGACGAGAACGAGAUGAUUUUGAUGAAUUAUAA
Molecule: messenger RNA, 813 nt
Organism: Rotaria sp. Silwood2
Lineage: Eukaryota; Metazoa; Rotifera; Eurotatoria; Philodinida; Philodinidae
Source: the annotation of a GenBank genome assembly